Molecule: messenger RNA, 1623 nt
Organism: Penicillium subrubescens
Lineage: Eukaryota; Fungi; Ascomycota; Eurotiomycetes; Eurotiales; Aspergillaceae
Product: flavin-containing monooxygenase
Exons: 1
Coding region: 1-1623 (540 amino acids)
Molecular function (GO): oxidoreductase activity
Source: RefSeq, a predicted model, not a curated record
AUGACCCGAGAAGGUCCCCAUCUCGAGAUCGAUGCCAUUGUCAUUGGUGGCGGCUUUGGAGGAUGCAAUUCCCUGUAUAGGCUGCGCAAUCUCGGUCUCUCCGUCAAGCUGAUCGAAGCCGGCAGCGCAUUUGGAGGAGUUUGGCAUUGGAAUCGAUAUCCCGGCGCACGUGUUGACUCAGAGACACCUGCAUAUCAGUUCAAUAUUCCUGCCGUCUGGAAAGAUUGGAAUUUCUCGGAGCGAUUCCCUGGUGACGAAGAACUACGCCGGUAUUUUCAACACGUGGAUAAUGUGCUGGGUCUCAGCAAGGAUACAUUCUUCAAUACAAUCGUGACCAAGACAGAGUAUAACCCUGUCUCGCGCCGGUGGACUCUACAGACCAAUACGGGUCUGACUGCUACUUGCAAAUAUGUCAUCGCCGCGACUGGAUCUUCAUACAAGAAGUAUUACCCGCAAUUCAAGGGCUUGGAAACUUUCAAGGGAACUCUCGUCCACGCAGCCGAUUAUCCGGACAACUUGGAUGUCAAAGGCAAGCGAGUUGGUGUUGUCGGAAACGGUGCAUCAGGUCUACAGAUCGUGCAGACAUUGGCCAAGGAAGAAUGCGAGCUCAAUGUCUUCAUCCGAACACCCUGCUUCACCGUUCCCAUGCGCCAGCGCUCAAUUCCACCCGAAGAAGCCGAAAUGAUGAAGGGAUACUAUGACGGCAUCUUCGAUCGCUGCUACAAAUCGGUGUCCGGAUUCGCUCACAACACUCGCUUCCAAUCGGCUCAUCAGGCUACGCCCGAAGAGCGAAAAGUGCUGUUUGAUGAACUCUGGGCUCGAGGUGGCUACAGUUUCCUGGUUUCAAAUUACUACGACUUCCUGCUUGAUGAGAAGACCAAUGGCAUUUUCUAUGACUACUGGGUCCAGCAAGUGCGUCAGCGCAUGUCGAACCCUGAAAAGAUGGAUCUUGUCGCUCCAUUGAAGCAGCAUAUGUUCAUCGGCACAAAGAGACCGAGUUUGGAGCAGGAUUACUUUGAGAUGAUCGAUCGUCCAAACGUGACCCUCCAUAACCUCAAACAGUCACCCAUUGUUGAGUUCGACGGUUCGGGAGUCGUGACUGGCAACGGUGAGACCGCUGAGCACCACGAUCUGGACGUCGUCAUUUUCGCAACUGGCUACGACGCAGUCACGGGCAGCCUUAUGGAUCUUGGAAUCACGGACAAGAACCAGAAGCCUCUCACUGAGAAGUGGAAGAGCGGCGUCCUGACUCACCUCGGCCUCAUGAUCCCCGAUGCUCCAAACCUGUUCAUGGUUUACGGUCCGCAGGCCCCAACAUCCCUGGCAAACGGUCCACCAUUCAUCGAGAUGGAGGUUGAUUGGAUCUGCAAUGCUAUUGAGAAAAUGCAAAGGGAGGGAAUUGAAUGUGUUGAGCCUACUCAGCAGGCUGCCGAGCAAUGGCGUGAUCAGGUCUUCGAGGCCAGUCAGCGUACCCUGUAUCCGAAGACUGAUUCGUGGUAUAUGGGCGCGAAUAUCCCUGGGAAGCGCCGGGAGCCGCUCGUUUGGCUUGGUGGGAUGCCAAGUUGGUGGAAGUGUUGUACAGAGGCGUUGGAGAAGUGGGAUGGAUUCCAUACGUCGUCCUGA